AUGGCGGAGAAGUCUGACCACAUGGAGGAGCACCUGGAGAAGUUUGUGGCACAAACAUGGCAGCUCAACAGCAUGGCCAGCGACUUCCAGCCUAGCAGCCAGACCAGGCUCAACCAGAAGCUGAACUUCAUCGUCACUGGUUUACAGGAUAUAGAUAAGUACAGAGAGCAGCUUCAUGACAUUACUGUCCCUUUAGAAGUGUUUGAGGGGCCGGGGAGAUGGCUCAUGUUUGAGUACAUCGAUCAAGGUUGGAACCCCCAGCUCUACACCAAAGAGUGCCUGGAGAGGACUCUAGCCAAAGAUGAGCACGUUAAAGGCAAAAUCGACACCAUGAAGAAAUUUAAAAGCCUGUUGAUUUAA
Messenger RNA from Octodon degus (degu), 360 nucleotides. RefSeq names its product mediator of RNA polymerase II transcription subunit 10-like. Gene Ontology annotation, biological process: positive regulation of transcription by RNA polymerase II. Gene Ontology annotation, cellular component: chromatin; mediator complex. Gene Ontology annotation, molecular function: transcription coregulator activity. Bases 1 to 360 code for a protein of 119 amino acids. NCBI's taxonomy places the organism in Eukaryota, Metazoa, Chordata, Mammalia, Rodentia, Octodontidae. The record is from RefSeq and is a predicted model, not a curated record. The transcript has 2 exons.